Messenger RNA from Prorocentrum cordatum, 764 nucleotides. The record is from the annotation of a GenBank genome assembly. Lineage: Eukaryota; Dinophyceae; Prorocentrales; Prorocentraceae.
GAGGAGGAGGAGGAGGAGGAGGAGGAAAAUGAGGAGGAGGAGGAAAAUGAGGAGGAGGAGGAGGAGGAGGAGGAGGAGGAACUAUUUUCUACUAGGGCGUGGCCCGACGGUGCGUGAAUGCGGCGGCGGCAUCGUGAAAGCGAGACCGAUGCCCGCGGGCACCAUCGCUGCGCGGCGUGCACCUAGCGGGCAUGCGCAUGCACGCCCAACACGGGCGACCCGGCCUGCGACCACCUCGCCAAUCGGGGAGAACCUCGAGGGCCUCAACGUCUCAGAGUUUGACGUCCAGUGCGAAGGCGCCAAACGGAGUCGGGGCGACGGGCCCCGAGCGAGAAAAGAGGAGAUGAGGAGGAGAGGAAGAGGAGGAGGAGGAGGGAGAAAGGAUGAGAAAGAGGAGAAGGGCAGAAACUGGAGAGAGGAUCAGGAGUACGGCGGGUUCGUAUCGUAACGACCUCGCGAUUGCACUCAAGCCAUUCGCCGCCCGGCGCGUGGGCGAUAAAACAAACUCUGCACACCUUGCACUGUAAAGGAGGAGGAGGAGGAGACGAAGGAAGAAACAAGAGGAGGGAGGGGAAGGGAGAGAGAGAGAGAGAUACCAAGACGCAGCUGGCGUCCAAACUCGGCGCCGGUGAAAAGGUGGCGCCGGAGGUUCGCGCCCGCACAGGUGCCGCAAACGCCCGAACCAGGGGGCCGCGUCGCGCAGCGCAUGAGCGCUGGCAGAAGACAGCGGAAGAACACCGCGCCCGGGGCUGCCGGCGUUGCCC